AUGUCAUCGGAACCAGCUGCUAGAAAGCCUCCGGAGGACGUGAAAAAUCAAUAUAAGAAGCUCAUUAGCCGAGAGUUUCGAGACCUUCAACUUGCACAGGACCUCAAAACCAAAUCUAUCUUUGAUCUUAUCGACUAUUGUGAACUCUUAUAUGAGAAACUGGUAGAGUACACGGACUCGGACUCCGGGUUAAAGGCGUACAUGCGGGGGUAUUUGAUAUUCAAUUACUUUAUAAACUGCUUCAUUAUGCUCCAUUUUCAAGGAUUUGACAAGUUUAUUGAAUCCAACGAACCAGACUUCAUAUUAUACUUGAACGUCUUUGCAUUUUAUAACACCAAAGAUGUGAUCCGAGAUAGAGGUCAUUCGUUGUCACUUGAGUUGGUGCGCCAAUGGAUCAUCGAGUUCUUGACAGACCAAAAACUUUUGUCUUUUGACGUGCAAGAAUUAUAUGAUUGGCUCUACCAGUAUAUCGAUUACCUCAAGCAAAAAGACCAAGAAGAAUUUCAAAGUGACGACCUGCGAUCAGCCAACGGAGUGACUUAUGCUCAGCCCUCAAUAGAGUACGACAGACAGUCUCUCAAUCUGUUUGAAGAACGUUUUCCGUCGGUGGACCUUCCUUCAAAUUCAUCGCCGAAUAAUGGUUCGUUCGAUUUCAUUUCCCCAGAAGUAAAAGCCCAGUCGUUCCCAACACCUCCCUAUCCGGUGAAUAGCACCUUCACAAGGAGCCCUACACCUCCUUAUCCUUUGGAUGAUGAAAAAGGUGUCUCGACUGAUGACUUGUAUUUCAGCUCAAAUGUCCAACCUCCAGUCCAACCGAGACCGAAGCAAUUACCACCUCCCAUUCCCAAUGCCACUCCAGUUCAGCUUGAGACGAGCUACGAAGCUCGCCCGUACAUGUCCUCGAAUCAGUCAUUUCCUCAUGGUUAUUCUCAAAGUGCUCAGUACCAGCGGAACCCUGUUCCGCAACCUGCAAAUCAUAUUCAUCAGCCACCUCCCCGCGGUAAUGAGCAGUAUUACUCAAAUCAUAAUGGUUACACCCAUAAUGGUCACACCCACGGACGUCUGAUGUCCCGUGAUAUGGGCAAGUACACAAUUUGUGGUCUUAAGAAUUUCGGGUCUACCUGCUACAUCAAUCUGACAAUCCAAUUGCUUUUUGGGUUGUACGAUUUUUCGUUGAUAUUUGAGAAUCAGGGUUAUUUGAAGUAUGUGAAGAACCCCAAGUAUGUCAAGCUUCUCCAACAACGACAUCCUACCAAGGACUCGGGGCUCUUAAGUGAAGCAAUAUUCAGCUUGCUUAAGACCUUCAAAGAUCAUCCGCAAGCUUCCAUUGCCCCGACCAAAUUUCUUCGGGUUUCUUCUUUAUUAAAGCCGGACUUGAACAUUCCUUAUGAGCAGCAGGACUCCCAAGAAUUCUUAUUGUUUGUGUUGGAAAUGUUACACAAUGAGCUUGGCUCCAAAGCGUUUGAUGAAACCGAAUGGGAAAACGAUCGAAUUGGUCGCUACAUGACGAAAUGGGGUAUCAACGUAAGUCCUGAAGACCGUGAGCCUUAUAUAUCAUGGUAUCGAUCACUUUUGAAAUUGGAAGGGUUCUCCCCAAUUCACGAUUUAUUUCAAGGGCACUUGCAGAGCAAAUUGAUCUGCAAUAAAUGUGGGUUUGAAUCGAGUAACUACUCCCCAUUUACCAUUUUAUCUUUACCAAUACCUCUGGGUCAUGGUCAUCGAGUGGACUUGGCAGACUGUUUGCGUUAUUAUACAAAGGACGAAAUCUUGACUGGAGAAAAUGCAUGGAAAUGUCCCAAGUGUUCGAAAAACAUCUCCAGUCCGCUGUCUUCCAGUGUGCUAGACUCACAUCCUGUGUUCGCAACUAAAAAGAGUGGGCUUUUCAAGUUGGGAAGACGUAGUAAAUCUCCUAGCAAAAAACCACAGAAUGGUAGCCAAACUUCAUCAACCACAUCACUAGGCUCCACUACAAAAAAGCUCAACUUUAUCAAGUUGCCCAAAAUACUUUUCAUGCAUUUAUCUCGGUUUUCUAUGACCAGUGUCACCGAUAAAUUGGACACUGUUAUAAAGUAUCCAUUACAAAUUACCUUUAACAACAACACCAACAAUUCCAACCACGAAAUCACCUAUAAGCUCACCGGAAUCAUCAAUCAUUACGGAACGUUGAAAAGUGGUCAUUAUACUGCAUUAGUGAACAAGUCAUCUCGGACUUCGGGAAUGGACAGCUUGCGAGAUCCUUGUUGGUGCUUCUUCGAUGAUGAGCAAGUUCGAAUCAAGGUCAGACACGGAGACGCCGCCGAUCCACAUGGGGAAUACCGGGAGCUCAACUCUCGAGAUGUUUAUGUCUUGUGUUACGAAAGAGUUUAG
This is a messenger RNA of Meyerozyma guilliermondii ATCC 6260, 2367 nucleotides long. Its product is annotated as ubiquitin-specific protease. Gene Ontology annotation, molecular function: cysteine-type deubiquitinase activity. The record is from RefSeq and is a predicted model, not a curated record. The transcript has a single exon. Gene Ontology annotation, biological process: protein deubiquitination. Bases 1 to 2367 code for a protein of 788 amino acids. NCBI's taxonomy places the organism in Eukaryota, Fungi, Ascomycota, Pichiomycetes, Serinales, Debaryomycetaceae.